AGUACUACAUCCUCUCAUAGUUAACUCCUGACCUUUUUGACACUCUUUCAUCUCAACAAAAUGGGGAUUCGAUUUCUAUCUUUGGUUCCUCAUGCCAAGCAAAUUCUGAAGAUGCAGUCAGGUUUCACCAAAAACCAGUUGGACGUUCCAAAAGGCCAUGUGGCAGUUUACGUGGGAGAGAUCCAAAGGAAGCGGUUCAUGGUUCCAAUAUCUUACCUAAACCAUCCAUCGUUCCAGCAACUUCUCAGCCACGCAGAGGAGAAGUUUGGGUUCCAUCAUCCUCAAGGGGGACUAACAAUUCCUUGCAAAGAAGAUGCCUUCAUCGAUCUCACUUCUAGACUGCAAGUAUCUUGAAGGAUGAACAGCAAUGCUCAAGCUGCAAUUUUUUACAACCUUUUCUGGUUGUUUCUGACUCAAUUGUAUUUUGACCCAUACUAGAAUGUUGUAGAAUGGAAUGCCUUUCUUGACUGUAAAUGAGUGGCAUUGUAAUGGUGCAUUUACCAACAGAAGUGAAUCAAAAGAAAAAACAAAUUUAGCCUCAA
Messenger RNA from Cucurbita moschata (crookneck pumpkin), 542 nucleotides. RefSeq names its product auxin-responsive protein SAUR24-like. The transcript has a single exon. The coding region runs from base 61 to 354 and encodes 97 amino acids. Gene Ontology annotation, biological process: response to auxin. NCBI's taxonomy places the organism in Eukaryota, Viridiplantae, Streptophyta, Magnoliopsida, Cucurbitales, Cucurbitaceae. The record is from RefSeq and is a predicted model, not a curated record.